AUGUCUCUUGGACGCACUUUCAAGUUGAAUUCGGGCUACGAGAUCCCCGCUGUUGGUCUCGGGACUUGGCUCUCCAAGCCCCAUGAAGUUGAGAACGCGGUCGAGCUUGCUCUUCGCAAGGGCUACCGUCACAUUGACGCGGCGGCAUGCUACCAGAAUGAGAAUGAGGUAGGAAAUGGUUGGAAGAAGUCGGGCGUCCCCCGUGAAGAGAUCUUUAUCACCAGCAAACUAUGGAACACACACCACCACCCCGAUCACGUCGGAGAAGCCCUGAACAAAACACUGAGUGACCUUCAGACCGACUACCUUGACCUCUACCUGAUCCACUGGCCCGUCGCGUUCGAGCAUACCAACGAGACCCUCACCCCCACCGACCCGGUGUCCAAGCGGUUCCGUAUAGCCGAUGUGCCGGUCGCUGAUACUUGGGCAGUACUGGAGAAGUUUGUUGAGUCCGGCAAAAUUCGCAGCAUUGGAAUCAGCAAUUUCACAAUUGAGGCGACUCAAUCGCUCCUCAAGACAGCGAAGAUCCCUCCCGCGGCGAACCAGAUCGAGGCCCACCCUUAUCUGCUUCAGCCCAGUCUGUUCAAAUUCUUGAAGGAUAAUGAUAUCUUGCCUGUUGCUUACAGCCCACUUGGAAACAAUAUCUACAACCUGCCGCGUGUUGUCGAUGAUCCGACCGUGGUGCAGAUCGCUAAGAAGCUGAACAAGGACCCAGCCAUUCUGCUGAUCUCGUGGGCUAUCCAGCGGGGCUCUUCGGUGCUGCCGAAGAGCGUUACUCCUUCGCGCAUUGAGAGUAACUUUCAAGACUUCGUCAUUCCCGAUGCUGAGUUCGACGCGCUUAACAAGCUGGACCGCAACGAGCGGUACAACUAUCCCUUCCGCUGGGGAAUUGAUGUCUUUGGGGAGCUGGGGCCUGAUGAGGCGGAGCGACGUGCUGAGGAGCACGCAGCUAAGUUACGCGAUACCUAG
This is a messenger RNA of Penicillium canariense, 969 nucleotides long. RefSeq lists its product as uncharacterized. Gene Ontology annotation, cellular component: cytosol. The record is from RefSeq and is a predicted model, not a curated record. Gene Ontology annotation, molecular function: aldose reductase (NADPH) activity. The transcript has 7 exons. NCBI's taxonomy places the organism in Eukaryota, Fungi, Ascomycota, Eurotiomycetes, Eurotiales, Aspergillaceae. The coding region runs from base 1 to 969 and encodes 322 amino acids.